This is a messenger RNA of Carya illinoinensis, 1119 nucleotides long. RefSeq lists its product as uncharacterized. The record is from RefSeq and is a predicted model, not a curated record. Bases 350 to 979 code for a protein of 209 amino acids. NCBI's taxonomy places the organism in Eukaryota, Viridiplantae, Streptophyta, Magnoliopsida, Fagales, Juglandaceae. The transcript is spliced from 3 exons.
ACCCCUAGCAUUGGUGGAGCUUUUGCUCCUUUCUCUGUUGUAAAAAAGUUGUUUGUUUCGUUGACGAAAUAUGUUCCUAUCUCUAGUUCCAACGCAACCAGUGCAUUGUCCCUAACGGUCUUUACACUUCACCUCGCAGAACUUCUCCUCGGCCUCUUCACCUCGCAGAACUACUCCCCGGCCUCUUCACUUCGCACCUCAACGUUGGCAUCUUCAUCGGAAAGACCCACCAGAUGCUGAAUUGUGCAAUUUGAUGAAGAUCGAUUGUAGUAAAUAUUAGAAGGCUAAUUCUUCUUUAUGGGCCCAAGUUUUAUGUUUACCUGAAGAACAUUAGUAGCAAAGCAAAGUGAUGGAUGUGGAAGGAAAAGGUUUGAAAGCAGGUGGUUCGAGUUCAAUUCCAGGUCUGGGUUCAUCUGGGAAGCGCAGAAAGACUUGUUGUUUGGCGGUUAUCGGCACCACUAUCGGCAUCGUAAUAUUAAUUGUCAUAUUGGCUUUCACGGUAUUCAAGGCCAAGCGUCCCGUGACAACGUUCGACGACGUAGGCAUCAAAGACCUCGACUUCUCUCUCGACAUUGCCAGGCGCACCGUGGACUUGAACGUCACUCUCGAUGUCGAUGUUUCCGUCAAGAACCCCAACAAGGUCGGCUUCAAGUAUUCCAACUCCACCGCCCUCCUCAACUACAGAGGCCAGCUCGUCGGUGAAGCCCCACUUAUCGCUGGUGAUAUAUCCGCCGGCGAAACCAAGCACAUGAACCUGUCGCUCACCAUCAUGGCCGACCGCUUGCUCUCCAACACCGAGAUUUUCUCCGAUGUCACCUCCGGUGUCCUGCCCCUCAAUACCUACAUCAGACUUUCUGGGAAAGUCAAGAUUUUUUUGUUUAGAAUACACGCCGUAUCAUCCUCAUCUUGUGAUUACAACAUCCACAUCUUCAAUCGAACUGUCGACAAUCAAGGCUGCAAGUAUAAGACAAAACUUUAAAUACACUUUUUGUUUCGCCCUUAUAAUGUAAUUUGAUUCAGAAUCUUGUUUCCGUCCUUACUUCUUUUUAUAUUUCACUCCACUGUUUUCAUUUGUCCCUAUUAGUGGAUUACCGGUAUAAUAGUAUUCAAAAUGCCGUA